Molecule: messenger RNA, 829 nt
Organism: Lutzomyia longipalpis
Lineage: Eukaryota; Metazoa; Arthropoda; Insecta; Diptera; Psychodidae
Product: protein TEX261
Exons: 3
Coding region: 129-728 (199 amino acids)
Biological process (GO): endoplasmic reticulum to Golgi vesicle-mediated transport
Cellular component (GO): COPII-coated ER to Golgi transport vesicle; Golgi membrane; endoplasmic reticulum membrane
Molecular function (GO): COPII receptor activity
Source: RefSeq, a predicted model, not a curated record
GAGUUAACAUAACCUCAAUGUGUGAUGUGGAAUGUUUUGGUUUUUUGCGAAAAUGCUCGAGGAAAAUAGGCAAAAAGUGAGCCUUUUUACGCGUUUCCUGUGACAAAGUAGUGUGGUGUAGAGCUAAAAUGGGAUUUCUUUACAUUUUGAGCUACAUUUCACUGCUGCUGCAAAUUAUUUUCGCCACAAUCUCAAUUGCUGCGGGACUGUACUAUGUAGCUGAGCUGGUAGAAGAGUACACGGUUAUUGCAAAGAAAAUCAUUUUAAUGAUGAUUUUCUCAACGGCAGUGAUUCACAUCUUCCUGGUCAUCUUUGACAGCUUCCCAUGGCUGAUGAUUCUGUGUGGAUUACUAGCACAGGGUGUGCAUGCGCUUAUAAUGAAGAACUUCCCGUACGUCCAGUUCCUGUCAUUCUCAUUCCUUGGCUCUGUGAUAUUGCUCAUCAUCAACAAUUACCUGGCAUUCACGUACUUUGCCUCCCACUACUACAUGCUAUCCGAGGUGAUUGCUUACUUCACAAUUUGCCUGUGGUUGGUGCCCUUUGCGCUCUUUGUCUCACUGAGUGCCAAUGACAAUGUCCUGCCCACGGUGAAUGAGAGGAGUCAUCUUCUGAGUGAAAAUGACGUUGUAACGAAUUAUUUUUCAAGUAAAAAGAAAACAGGUCUACUGACUUUCUUCAAUUACGCCAAGGAAUCAAUUCUUCCGCAGCGCAACAAGAAAGCCUUCUAACACUAACCCUUCAUUGACUUUAUUCACGGAAUUAUUUAAUUUUUCCCCAUGAGAUUAGUUUGUAAAUAAAAAGUAAUUAAAACGAUUAAAACCCUAAAAAA